AUGAGCAAAAAAGACUGUAUAAAAUAAUUGUUUUACUGAGCUAUAUUGUAUGCAAAAAAGAAAAGGGAAAUUAUAUGGUGUGCAUGGCCAAAGAGCUCUAUUUUCAUGUCAUCUGACCAUAGCACAGGUUCCAAUUCAGGUGCCAAUGCCAUUUAGCAAUCUCUAGGCAUUUACAUUUGUUGGAUGACAUGAAAAUAAAGCUCUUUGGCCACGCCAGUAGUGGGUUUGGUGUUGAAAGAAAGAUGCAUAUGGAGAAAAGAACCCCAUACCUACUGAAAAAUAUGGUGGUGGAUCUUUGAUGUUCUGGGGAUAUUUUGCUUCCACUGGUCCUGGGGCUCUUGUUAAGGACAAUGACAUCAUGAACUUUACCAAGUACCAGGACAUUUGAGCCAAAAACAUGGUUGACUCUGCCUGGAGGCUGAUAGGCCUGGAGGCUCCCAGAUAGACAAUAACCCCAAGCACACAUGAAAAUCCAUAAAGAAAUGGUUAAUUGACCACAAAAUCAACAUUUUGCAAUAGCCAUCUCAGUCUCCAGACUUGAACCCCAUUGUGGUUUUAAUUGAAGAGGCAGUCCAUCAACUGGGGCUUUAAACUCAAUAUAAAGAGGCUUUAUCCUCAUCAUGAAGACCCACCCUCCACAACACCUUCUCCAGCUUUAUCCUCAACAUGAAGACCCCCCUCCACAACACUUUCUCCAGCUUUAUCCUCAACAUGAAGACCCCCCUCCACAACACCUUCUCCAGGUUUAUCCUCAACAUGAAGACCCCCCUCCACAACACCUUCUCCAGAUUUAUCCUCACCAGGAAGACUCCCCUCCACAACACCUUCUCCAGCUUUAUCCUCAACAUGAAGAACCCCCUCCACAACACCUUCUCCAGCUUUAUCCUCACCAGGAAGACCCCCCUCCACAACACCUUCUCCAGCAUUAUCCUCACCAGGAAGACCCCCCUCCACAACACCUUCUCCAGCUUUAUCCUCACCAGGAAGACCCCCCUCCACAACACCUUCUCCAGCUUUAUCCUCAACAUGAAGAACCCCCUCCACAACACCUUCUCCAGUUUUAUCCUCAACAUGAAGACCACCCUCCACAACACCUUCUCCAGCUUUAUCCUCAACAUGAAGACCCCCCUCCACAACACCUUCUACAGCUUUAUCCUCACCAGGAAGGCCCCCCUCCACAACACCUUCUCCAGCUUUAUCCUCACCAGGAAUACGCCCUCCACAACACCAUUUAGUUAUAGUCUAUUGUAUUCUAAUCUAUUGGGCUCUGAGUCAUCCUUCCUCCACUUGACUAAUGACACUAAUCCUGCCAUCUGUAACAGGCAACUAACCUAA
Coregonus sp. 'balchen' is the source of this 1335-nucleotide messenger RNA. The record is from the annotation of a GenBank genome assembly. Lineage: Eukaryota; Metazoa; Chordata; Actinopteri; Salmoniformes; Salmonidae.